GGAGCCAAGGGUUAAGGGAGGAGCCAUGUGUUAGGGGAGGAGAGGACGUCAUAUUGAGGAAACGAAACCAAAGAGCUGUUCUCCCGUUCAGGAGAAAAUAAAUCGCAUUUUGGGACAAAAAGUCUGACAGUAAGAACAAGAAUGGCCUGUGCUAACACUUCCUGGUCUGAAGAGAACUUUUCAUGUUCCAUCUGUCUGGAUGUGUUCAACAGUCCAGUUUCCACCGCAUGUGGACACAACUUCUGCAGAACCUGUAUUACAAAGUUCUGGGAUGAACAAGUCCAGUACAAAUGUCCUGUUUGCAACAAGCUUUUCAACACAAGACCUGAUCUUCAGGUCAAUACCUUCUUAUCAGAGCUGGCUGCUCAGUUUAGAACAACCGUACGAGUAAAAGAGCAGCCUUGUGUUGAACCAGCAGAAGUUCCCUGUGACGUCUGUACUGGGACCCAGCAGAAGGCUGUGAAGUCCUGCCUGAUGUGUUUUACCUCUUACUGCCAAACCCACCUGGAGCCACAUCAGAGAGUCGCUGGCCUGAAGAAACAUCGGCUGGUCGAGCCUAUGGACCGUCUGGAAGACUUGAUGUGUAAGAAACACGAACGACUUCUGGAGCUCUUCUGCCAGACUGAACAGGUGUGUGUGUGUCUGUUGUGCACAGUGACAGACCACAAGUCCCAUCCUGUUGUACCUCUAAAGGAGGAAUAUGAAGUGAAGACGGCCCAGCUGGGGAAGAUAGAGGCUGAAGUUCCGCAGAUGAUCCAGGAGAGAAAACAAAAGAUUAAGGAGAUCAAAGACACAGUGGAACUGAGCAACAAAGACGCAGACAGAGAGAUAGCCCAUGGUGGGCAGGUCUUCACUGCUCUGAUAGGCUGUGUUGAAAAGGCCCGGGAUGACUUCAACCAAACGGUUAAAGAGAAACUGAAAUCCACAGUGAAACGAGCUGAAGACCUCAUCAAAGAGCUGGAGCAGGAAAUAGAAGAUCUGACCAAUAGAAGCUCAGAGGUGAAGCGGCUCUCACACACUGAAGACCACCUCCACUUCCUCCAGACCUUCAGAUCCCUGAAGGAUCCUCCACCCACCAGGGACUGGACCACGGUGGAGGUCCGUCCUCCGUCAUACGUAGGGACCUUGAGGAGAUCCCUGGAUCAGCUGGAGGAGACACUGAACAUGGAGAUGAAGAAGCUGCGUGAUGAUGCUGAACUGAAGAGGGUCCAGAAGUAUGAAGUAGAUGUGACUCUGGAUCCUGAUACAGCUCAUCCCAGGCUCGUCCUGUCUGAGGAUGAGAAACAAGUAUAUGAUGGAAUUGUGAGGAAGAAACUCCCAGACAACCCUAAGAGAUUUACAGAGGAUUCAUGUGUUCUCGCGAGGCAGAGCUUCUCCUCCGGGAGAUUUUACUUUGAGGUCCAGGUUAAAGACAAGACUGCAUGGUCGUUAGGAGUGGCCAGAGAGUCCAUCGACAGAAAACGUGAGAUAGUGGGGUCCCCUGAGACGGGUUACUGGACUCUUUGGUACAUCAAUGAUGGGUUGUUAUUUAAUGAUUGCCCUGGUGCCCGUCUCCCUCCGAGAGCUGAGCUCCAGAAGGUGGGGGUGUUUGUUGAUUAUGAUGAGGGUCUGGUCUCCUUCUAUGAUGUGGAAGCCAGGGUUCAUAUCUACUCUGCUACUGGCUUCACCUUCACUGAGCCUCUCUAUCCAAUCCUCUGUGAUGGUGAUAUGAACUAUGCCCCCCUGAUCAUCUCACCUGUCAAUCAAACAGACGACCCGCCUGACGACCUGCAGCACAGGUCAGACAGAUGGAGGGUUAGAUAUGAAGGGCUGAACGGAGGGAUGGACGGGUUAAUAGACUCACUAACGGUCUGUGUGGUCUCGGCCGACUUUGACGCUCUGUACGAGGAGCUGCAGCAGCUGGGACAGGGAGGCUUCGGGAGUGUCUUUGCUGGCUGCCGGAAAGAGGACCGUCUGCCUGUCGCUAUAAAGCACAUCCCCAUGGCCAAGGUCACAAUGACACAGGAGACGGUUGAAGGGCGGCUGACGGACUUCCCGCUGGAGGUGUCUUUGAUGCUGAGGGCCGCUGAAGACCGCCCGGACCCGGGGGGCCCCGGUGCCGUGGUCCUCCUGCUGGACUGGUUCCAGCUGGACCAGGAGCUGAUCCUGGUCCAGGAGAGACCCAACGCCUGCGUGGAUCUCCUCUCCUACAUGAAGAGCAAGGGGGCCAGGCUGCAGGAGCAGGACGCUAAGAUGGCCUGUGCUAACACUUCCUGGUCUGAAGAGAACUUUUCAUGUUCCGUCUGUCUGGAUGUGUUCAGCAGUCCAGUUACCACUGCAUGUGGACACAACUUCUGCAGAACCUGUAUUACAAAGUUCUGGGAUGAACAAGUCCAGUACAAAUGUCCUGUUUGCAACAAGCUUUUCAACACAAGACCUGAUCUACAGGUCAAUACCUUCUUAUCAGAGCUGGCUGCUCAGAUUAGAACAACCGUACAAGUAAAAGAGCAGCCUUGUGUUGAACCAGCAGAAGUUCCCUGUGACGUCUGUACUGGGACCCAACUGAAGGCUGUGAAGUCCUGCCUAAUGUGUUUUACCUCUUACUGCCAAACCCACCUGGAGCCACAUCAGAGAGUCUCUGGCCUGAAGAAACAUCGGCUGGUCGAGCCUAUGGACCGUCUGGAAGACAGGAUGUGUAAGAAACACGACAGACUUCUGGAGCUCUUCUGCCAGACUGAACAGGUGUGUGUGUGUCAGUUCUGCACAGAGGCAGACCACAAGUCCCAUCCUGUUGUACCUCUAAAGGAGGAAUAUGAAGUGAAGACGGCCCAGCUGGGGAAGACAGUGACUGACGUUCCGCAGAAGAUCCAGGAGAGAAAACAAAAGAUUAAGGAGAUCAAAGACACAGUGGAACUGAGCAACAAAGACGCAGACAGAGAGAUAGCCCAUGGUGGGCAGGUCUUCACUGCUCUGAUAGGCUGUGUUGAAAAGGGCCGGGAUGAAUUCAACCAAACGGUUCAAGAGAAACUGAAAUCCACAGUGAAACGAUCUGAAGACCUCAUCAAAGAGCUGGAGCAGGAAAUAGAAGAUCUGACCAAUAGAAGCUCAGAGGUGAAGCGGCUCUCACACACUGAAGACCACCUCCACUUCCUCCAGACCUUCAGAUCCCUGAAGGAUCCUCCACCCACCAGGGACUGGACCACGGUGGAGGUCCGUCCUCCGUCAUACGUAGAGACCUUGAGGAGAUCCCUGGAUCAGCUGGAGGAGACACUGAGCAUGGAGAUGAAGAAGUGUGAUGCUGAACUGAAGAGGGUCCAGCAGUAUGAAGUAGAUGUGACUCUGGAUCCUGAUACAACUUAUCCCAGUCUCAUCCUGUCUGAGGAUGGGAAACAAGUACAUGAUGGAGGUGAAGAGAAGGAACUCCCAGACAACCCUAAGAGAUUUACAGAGUAUACAUGUGUUCUCACGAGGCAGAGCUUCUCCUCAGGGAGAUUUUACUUUGAGGUCCAGGUAAAAGACAAGACUGCAUGGUGGUUAGGAGUGGCCAGAGAGUCCAUCGACAGAAAAGGUCUGACAGAGGGGACCCCUGAGAUGGGUUACUGGACUCUUUCCUACUACAAUGAUGGGUUGGUAUUUAAUGAUGACCCUGAUGUACGUCUCCCUCUGAGAGCUGAGCUCCAGAAGGUGGGGGUGUUUGUUGAUUAUGAUGAGGGUCUGGUCUCCUUCUAUGAUGUGGAAGCCAGGGUUCAUAUCUACUCUGCUACUGGCUGCACCUUCACUGAGCCUCUCUAUCCAAUCCUCUGUCCACAUUUACAUGAUGAAGGUAGAAACUCUGCCCCCCUGAUCAUCUCACCUGUCAAUCAAACAGACUAGGACCUUUGUUUGAUAAUAAAAUAAUCAAACGACCAAAACAACUAAUGUUGUUUCCUGAAUUAGAAUAGAAUUAGAAUCUCUACUAUGUGAGAUCUGAAAGAUCUGCAUUAAUGUCAUACUGCUGUCGUUUAACGAGGAGAAUAUUUGUAAGAAUUGACCCUGCAGUUGUGUAAUAUAACCCUUUAUAAAGGGUUAUAUUACAUUCCAUUAAUGCGUCUGUUUUCCCUUUAUUUAUUUUAUACGUUUAAAGAUAUACAUUUUUUUGCAGUUAUGUAGAACAUGUUUAGAGGAUUGAUAUGUAAAUAAUAAUUUGAAAAUUGAAUAUAUAUAUCUGAAUAUUGAAUGACAAAACAAUCCAAUGUCUUACACUUGUGAUUUUAAUAAAAAAUAAAAGGUUAAACAUUGUACUGUGUGGCCUACAUUAUCAUGUAAUGGAUCAUUUCAGGGGAAUAGACCGACUGUGUAGCCGCACCCAUUCUGCCGGAGAUGGAGGAGAGCAAUACAUUUCUUUAUGCUUCCGAUACGUUUUUGCGGGAGCCAAUCACCAAGCUGGCUU
This is a messenger RNA of Gadus macrocephalus (Pacific cod), 4408 nucleotides long. RefSeq lists its product as uncharacterized. Gene Ontology annotation, molecular function: ATP binding; protein binding; protein kinase activity. The record is from RefSeq and is a predicted model, not a curated record. The transcript has 6 exons. The coding region runs from base 142 to 3852 and encodes 1236 amino acids. Gene Ontology annotation, biological process: protein phosphorylation. Lineage: Eukaryota; Metazoa; Chordata; Actinopteri; Gadiformes; Gadidae.